AUGGAUCUCAACGUAAUGCACUGGCUCAUGGCUACCACCCGCAUGUACCACUCUCAGCUGCGGUGGGAACGGAAGCGCGAUAAAGCAGCAGCGGUGCAGCCACCAACAGAAAGGAGAUGGGUCUAUCCUUGGGAGGAGGAAGAUGAAAGGCCGGUGGUCUACGCUGAGCAAGAAGAAAUCUGGCUGCCAGGGGAGAGGGAGGAAGCCGCGGUGGAUAAGAAGCGAGAGGACCUUGAUUGGGUUUUUGAAGCCAUUGAGCAGCAGCGGCGCCGAGAGCGGCAUGAGCGGGAAUUUGGCCUGAGUGACUUCGCUCUUAUGGCCGUCACAAAGGAAGCGGACGUGACAGCAGGGGACAUGGGGCAAGAUCAGUCAGGAAGCAGCAGCGCCACAGAGCAGGCAGCAGCUACAGAGGAAGAACCUACGGCGGCGGCAGAUCCGAGGGCAAAGCAGCCAGGGUGGCCAGAGGGACAGCCAGAUUGGGUGAUAGGAGACGGAAUGUCAGCAGCAGACGCGGGGAAGCUGAGGGAGGUGCUGACGAAACAUCGGGCCGCCUUCGCCUACACACUCAAGGAGGUCGGGAGAUGCAACAUGGCAGUAGUCACGUUAGACCUGACCACGGACAUACCGGUCUACCAGCGGCGGCGCCGGAUGACAGCAGAAGAAGUACGGAUCUGCAAAGAGAAGUGUCAGGAACUGCUCGAGGCGGGGUUUAUCAGGAGGUCCAACUCGGAAUAUGCAGCGGCGACCGUAGUGGCGGCACGCACAGACCUGACCGGCAAGGUGCUUUCUAAAAGGAUGUGCGGGGACUAUAGGGGACUGAACAAGAUCACGGUCAUGAAACGAUACCAGACACCAAUGCCGGACGAGCUGUUUGAUCUCUUAGCGGAGGCACGGGUGUUCACUACGCUAGAUCUGAGGCAAGGCUUCAACCAGAUCCCGCUAGCGGAGGCAGACAAGAAGAAAACCGCGUUCCAUGGGCCCGAUGGGCAGUACGAAUGGAACUUCUUGCCCUUCGGCCUGAAGUCAGCCUCGCCGGAGUUCCAACGAGUCAUGGAUCAGGUGCUCCGAGACGUCAAGAACGCGGCAUGCUACAUCGAUGAUGUGAUAGUCUUCAGUACCGACAGCAGCUCGCACGUGGCCGAUGUGGAGGCAACCCUGAGCGCCAUACAGGGGGCAGGUCUCACCUGCCACCCCGGGAAGUGCUCAUUCGGCCAAACGACGGUGUCCUACCUGGGGUUCGAAGUGGAAGGGGGGAAAAUCGGGAUCCAAAAGGCGAAGGUCGAGGUGCUGGACCGAGUGGCAACUCCGAAGGAUCGAUCCAGCCUGCGAGCUCUCCUGGGCUUCUUGAACUACUAUCGUAAGUUUGUGCCGAACUUUAGUAGCAGAGCCACAGCACUGAACCAGCUGCUUCGGGAAGAUCAGCCGUGGGAAUGGGGCCCUGACCAGGAAAGAGCGGUGCAGGACUUGAUGGGCGCAGUUAAGAACGGCGCAGUGCUGGAGCUGCCAAGGGCGGACUUACCAUUCACACUCUACACGGAUUGGAGCAGCGCGGGCAUGGGUGCAGUGCUGGCCCAAAUGAAGGGAGAAGAGGAGAAGGUGGUAGCUUUCGCGAGCCGCAGCUGUAACGCGGCCGAGGCGAACUACUCCUCCUACGAGGGGGAAGGCCUGGCGGUGGUGUGGGCCGUGAAGCACUUCAGGGUCUACCUGCAGGGCCGGAAGUUCACGCUAGUGACGGACCACCAACCUCUGCUCUGGUUGAUGCAGACGCCAGACCUGACGGGGCGGAAUGCGCGGUGGGCGAUGAAGUUACAGGAGUACGAUUUCGAGAUCAGGCAUCGUCCAGGCAAGACUAAGCAACACGUGGAUGGGCUGUCACGGAACCCACCAGCGGUGCAGCCGUCGGCCUGCCUCAUGGCGAUGGCGAAGGAAGCGGACAGGGGGCAGGUCUGGGGGGAACAAAAGGGGGGGCCAGCAGACAUCUGGGAGGACCCAGCAGCACUGGCCUGGAUACAGGGAGCUACUACGGAAGAAGGAGCAGUGUCGGCGCGGGUGCGAGCCAGAGGUGAACACUACCGCUGGUUCAAGGAGCAGGUGCAGCUGCAAACAUGGGAAGGAUGGAAGCACGUACCGCCGCCUGUAGAACGAGAGGGCAUCAUCAGCGAAGUGCAUGCAAAGCUGGGGCACUACGGGCCCUUGCGGACGCAACAGCUGGUACAGACAGGAUGGUGGUGGGCGGGAAUGCGGCAGCAGAUCAAAGACUGGGUGAGCAAGUGCGAUGCAUGCUACAGGAACCGAGCAGUGCUAGAGAGGGAGAAAGCAGAGCUGCAGCCGCUGCCUAUAGUGAGCCUGGGGUAUCGCUGGUCGCUAGACAUCGCUGGGGAGCUGCCUGUCACCACAAAAGGGCGCCGGUACAUACUGCUCAUGGUGGAGCAUGUUAGCAAAUGGGCAGAGGCAAGGCCGCUGGUGCAGAAGUCAGCGGAAGCCGUGGCAGAAGCUUUCGAGGAAAUGGUGAUCACCAGGCUAGGGGCAUGCGGUGAAGUGUUGACGGAUCAAGGAACAGAGUUUGCCGGGGCCUUUGACCAGCUGCUGCAGGCCAGCGGCAUUCGGCACAGAACCACGUCGCGCUAUCAUCCGCAAAGUGACGGGCUCACGGAGAGGCUGGUACAGACGGUGAAGAAAGGGUUGCGGGCGUACGGCGAGGAGCACAAGAGGGAUUGGGACAGGAAACUCUGCUGGGUCAUGGCAGGGUACCGUUUCAGCAAGCAGGCCGCGUUAAGGGACGUCUCUCCCUACUAUCUGCUGUUUGGGAAGGAGCCGGUGCUGCCGGUGGGAGCACCUAAGCUCUUGGCGGACAUGAUCACUACGGGCUCACCAGAAAAGUGGGUCGCGGUGGCGGACGCGCGGGCAGCGUAUCUGAGGCACCUGCUGCCAGCAGCGCUGGAGAACCUGCACGUGGCCCAGUUGAGGGACAUAGAGCAGUAUAAGCGACGGCAAGAGGCCAAUGGCAAGGGCGUAGCAGCAGGAGUGCAGGAGGAGGAGGAAGUGUACAUUAGGAGGCAGCGCAAGCAUGCCCUGGACGUGGGGCUGUCGCAGCAGCGAUGGACGGUGAAGGAGGUGCGACCCUCGGGAGUGAUUGUGCUGGAAGACGGUAAGGGCAAGCGGGUGGCAGACCAUGUGACGAACGUGGCGAGGAUCCGCUCAAAGAUGGCGAAGGGCGGACCCCAGGGUCCCAUGACGCGCACGAGGGCGGCUGCAUUGCGCCAUGGGAGGGGGCAAGGAGGGUCCGAAGAAGAGACCAGCAAGGAGAAGGGAAAGCAGAAGGUUGGGUAG
Messenger RNA from Closterium sp. NIES-65, 3330 nucleotides. The record is from the annotation of a GenBank genome assembly. Lineage: Eukaryota; Viridiplantae; Streptophyta; Zygnematophyceae; Desmidiales; Closteriaceae.